Molecule: messenger RNA, 3575 nt
Organism: Sinocyclocheilus rhinocerous
Lineage: Eukaryota; Metazoa; Chordata; Actinopteri; Cypriniformes; Cyprinidae
Gene: rap1gap2a
Product: RAP1 GTPase activating protein 2a
Exons: 24
Coding region: 26-2293 (755 amino acids)
Biological process (GO): regulation of small GTPase mediated signal transduction
Cellular component (GO): cytoplasm; plasma membrane
Molecular function (GO): GTPase activator activity
Source: RefSeq, a predicted model, not a curated record
UGAGAAGGAGAGAGGUAGACGGGAGAUGUAUAUUCUCAGUUCCUUGGCCCGUGGCAGAGAGCUCGGUCGCACCAGAAUAGCGCAGGACGGUCCUGGUCCAAAGUCUGUUUCGUGGUGUGGGCCGGACAGCAUGUCGGAUUCCAAAGCCAAAGUCAACUCCAAAAAAGCCAGCAUUCGGGCUGCUGUCAUUCUGAUCGGACUACUGCACAAGUCCAGACGGCAGAAGGAGAAAGAGAGGGACAAGGAGCGGAAACAAGAGCUGCUGACCAUCUCCAGUGUGCCUCUGGGAGAAUGUCCACCCUCACCUCCCCGCACUGCACCACCCACCAUGAAGUCGGCGGAGUUCUUCGACAUGUUGGAAAGGAUGCAGGAUGACUAUAUCCCUUACCCCCGGAUUGAGGAUGUCCUGGAGAAGGGUGGUCCCUACCCUCAGGUCAUUUUACCUCAGUUUGGUGGAUAUUGGAUUGAGGAUCCCGAGGCUCCGGUCGGGACGCCCACGUCCUCAGACAGCAGCUUCUGUGAGGAGGAGGAGGAUGGUCUGAGUCCUGGUGGAGGAGGAGGAGGAGGAGGAGGCUACAGGCUGGAGUGUAACAGCAUCUCACGGGCUUAUCGCAAACACUUUCUGGGAAAGGAGCACAUGAACUAUUACUGCACAGGCAGUAGUAUGGGACACCUCAUCAUGUCUCUGCAGUAUGAGGAGGCAGAUGGACAGGAGUCACUCCGCAUCAUGCUCAGGUCAAAAACAAAGACCCUUCAUGAGCGAAUCCCACUUGAAGGCCUCCUACAUCUACCCAGCGUACCACAGAUAGCCAAGCUGCUCUGCGAUGAUGUCACCGGUCUGAAGUUCAACCCCGUCCUCUACCCUAGGGCCUCGCAAAUGAUCGUCAGUUUUGAUGAGCACGAAGUGAACAACACUUUCAAGUUUGGAGUCAUCUAUCAGAAGUUUGGUCAGACGACAGAGGAAAGGCUGUUCGGGAACAAUGAGGAGACGCCAGCCUUUACUGAAUUCCUCAGUGUUUUAGGAGACAAUAUUGAACUGCAGGAUUUUAAAGGGUUCAGAGGCGGUCUGGAUGUGUCUCAUGGGCAGACUGGAUCUGAGUCUGUGUAUACCACGUUCCGUCAGAGAGAAAUCAUGUUUCACGUUUCCACAAAACUCCCCUUUACAGAAGGAGACAUUCAGCAGCUCCAGAGGAAGAGACAUAUUGGCAAUGACAUUGUCGCAGCCGUCUUCCAGGAAGAGCCCACACCAUUCGUUCCUGAUAUGAUCGCAUCCAACUUCCUUCAUGCCUACGUGUUAGUGCAGGCAGAAAACCCCUGCACUGAUCACACCACGUACAAGGUGUCCGUCACAGCCAGAGAAGAUGUCCCUCCGUUCGGCCCCCCUCUUCCAAACCCUGCGGUCUUUAAGAAGGGUCCCGAGUUCCGGGAAUUUCUCCUGACAAAAUUGAUCAACGCAGAAAAUGCAUGCUGCAAGUCAGACAAGUUUGCCAAGCUAGAGGAGAGGACACGGGCAGCACUGUUAGAUAACCUUCACGAUGAACUGCACAGACAGACACUGGCCACAGUAGGACUGGGAUCAACUACAGAUGAAGAAAAGCUAGAAAAUGGAGGUCAUGGAGGGCUGCUGGAGUCUUUUAAGAGGGCCAUGCGUGUGAGGAGCCACUCUAUGGAGACGAUGGUGACUCAUAAACACAAGAGUCCUGGAGUGGUGGCAGGGGUCCCGUCCAGUGUGAGCGGUGGAGGACUCCAGCAGAAUAACAUGGAGUGCACCAAGAGCACCUUCACUCCUCCAGCGCUGUCUGCAAAAUCUCCAUUAAAGAGUCCAGUAAAGCGGCGCUCUGGUCUGUUCCCCAGACUGCACUCCAGCACAGAAAGUCCAACUGAGAAACAUCCAUCUCGCAGUGACCAAAAAGCAGAAGUGUUACCUCACUCGCAGGAUGUGAGGUCAGAGACGUCAUCCAAUCCGAGUUCACCAGAGAUCUGCCCAAGCAAAGAAAGGCCAUUUGUGAAGCUGAAAGAGUGUAGCGGCAGAGCUAAUAUCUCCCGAUCUUCCUCCAGCACCAGCAGCUUCAGCAGCACAGCAGGGGAGGGAGACGGACUGGAGGACCUGGAAAUGAGCAGUCACCCCUCCACGGCUUCAUCUGUGUACAGUCCAUCUCUCAGCGUGGAAAGCCAGACCUCUGGAACGCCACUGAUCAUGUGCCGCAGUCCCACAGAUGGAAAGAACAAAACUUCACCAAGGUCAAACUUGAAAUUCCGCUUUGACAAACUGAGCCACUCCACUGGUCAUUAGGUCAGACAGAAGCCACUGCAUGGACAAAAGGCAGUGACUUUGAAUGGAUUUUUAUAGAUUGGAGGAAAAAGGGACCAUUUUCUCUUGCUAAUGCAACAGUUAUCACUCUCCAACAUAAUACACAACUGAACACUAUUGUAAGAACUGAUCCUACAAACACACAAAAAUGGUUCAGAGGACAGAAAUGAACGCCAGUCUUAGUAGAAAAAGCAACAAAUGUCUCUGUUUUUCCAACAUUUUAAAUGUAGUGCUCAAACAAGUGUUGAAAACUAUCCUUGCCUAACUGCAAUUGCUUUCUAGACAGAUGCUCAAUAUUAACACAGCCACUUGAAAUACUUGAAGAGUUCUCAGUCAUUAAAUGUUACAAGAGAUACGGACUACAAAAUAGCAUUAUAAGCUCCUGUACUGUGCUGAGUCUUUUACAGAGAUUACGGGUCGUUUUGAGUCUUGUAACACAUCGCCCAUCAGUGUAAGCCUUAAAAUGCUAUAGAGAACUAUGCUCUGCUGAAGACUGAGUUCUGUUAUUUUUGAGUGAUGUGAAAAGGUCGAAUUCACCUUUCCUGAGGGUAACCAAAGAUGAAGAUUGCCAUGGUUUAUUUGUGGUAAAGGGGAAAGGUUUGAACAAAAAAACAUAUUUCAUGGAUGGCGAAGACACAUUUUAUUAUAUUUUUUAAGUAAAAUCUGUCUGUUCAUUUCAGCGUAUAUUUAUUUCUCUAAAUAAAGACUUCAGUAUAUUUGUUCAACACCAAUGUUAUUGAACAGAUAUAUUUGUACAAUUGAACUUAAAAAAUGAAAUUAUAUACUUUAAUAAAUUUCAUUUUGAGCUCUCAAACACACUUGAGAAAGCACAGACACAUAAACAUGGUUUUUCUUACUUUCAGACUUGUGGAUGUACAAAAAGGUCCUUUUUUUGUAAAUGCUUUGUUAUUCAAUUAUGGCUGGCAGAAUCAUUUUUGAAGGAUUUUCUUUGGAAAUUAUGUUAUUUAUUUACAUAUGUGUGUCUCUCCUUAUUCCUCAUGAUUCAGUUGUUAGUUUUCAGCCGUACUCAUUAGUGAGGGCAUUAGAUUGCAGAGAGCGAGUUAAAUAUUCUUGUACAAUAGUGCCAAACUUUGCCAUAAAACGUGUUGGCAUAUAUGUUUGUACUGCCAUAAUUUAUUGCUUUUAAAAACUGUUGAUGUUACGUAAAAAAAAAAAUACACAGAGUCAAAUAAAAAUAAUGUAAAAGAUUAUGUAUAUGUAUAUUUGGUUAUGGCAUGUGCCAUUAAGAAUUUAUUAUAAACAA